ACGCAGUUUACAGCAUGGUUUAUACCUGCACUGUGGACAGAUUUCUAGUCUCUUAUACGCCUAUAGAAGUCUUUGAAAUGAGUAUUUCAUCCAUACAUGUCUCCUAUUGUUUGCCUCAGCUCUUAGGUUGUAGUUCGUCUCCCAGCCAGUAGGUAGAGACGUUCAUCUUUCUGGUUAGAAGUGAGCAAAAUGGCGAUGCCCGGGUCAGGAAGGUCUGCCAGUUUACUGCCAUCAGUUACUUUCCAGAUUCUGCUGAAACUGACUACAGUCUACUUUGUCUUCUAUUUCCUGUUCACUCUCAGCUUGAUCAUCAGAAAGAGCUUGGUGCUGUCUUAUCCUGUUGAUGCUCUGGUCACUGAUGUCAGUCUGCUGUUCCUCCUGGCUGCUCUGGAGUUCCUCCAUUUCUUCUGUGGUGUGAAGGGCAACCUGACGGAGAGCGAGGGCUUUAUUCUUGCUAACAUCUUCAUGACGGGGACGACCAUCCCGCUGACGGUCUACUUCCUGGUGUGGCAGACAUACGUGAUGUGGGCAGAUGUUGUCAUCAGCAGUGUCUUGCUCGUUGUCUACGGCUUAAAUGGAAUCUUGGCUUUCAGCACUUUAGCCAGAAUAACAAGUGUCUAUUCGUGAAAAAGCUGACUCCACAUCGUCACGUCACAGCUGAAGUCACAACACGUCUGCACUUCCUUGGUACAACCAAAGAUCAAGACUUUGCCUUUAGGACUGAAUGUUUGAAUAUUUCUAAGGAUAAGAAGAAAAAAUAAAAAGUGACAGUUCA
This is a messenger RNA of Thunnus maccoyii (southern bluefin tuna), 775 nucleotides long. Its product is annotated as transmembrane protein 80-like. Gene Ontology annotation, cellular component: ciliary transition zone. The coding region runs from base 190 to 627 and encodes 145 amino acids. The transcript is spliced from 6 exons. Lineage: Eukaryota; Metazoa; Chordata; Actinopteri; Scombriformes; Scombridae. Gene Ontology annotation, biological process: non-motile cilium assembly. The record is from RefSeq and is a predicted model, not a curated record.